Mauremys mutica (yellowpond turtle) is the source of this 2777-nucleotide messenger RNA. Its product is annotated as zinc transporter ZIP1-like. The transcript has 3 exons. Gene Ontology annotation, biological process: zinc ion transmembrane transport. The coding region runs from base 240 to 1088 and encodes 282 amino acids. Gene Ontology annotation, molecular function: zinc ion transmembrane transporter activity. Gene Ontology annotation, cellular component: plasma membrane. NCBI's taxonomy places the organism in Eukaryota, Metazoa, Chordata, Testudines, Geoemydidae. The record is from RefSeq and is a predicted model, not a curated record.
CCGUUCAAACAGCGGGACGAGCUGGGGAGGCAGCCAGGCCCCAGACAGCAGACGCUCUGGACCACUUGGCCAUGGGACCCUGCCUUCAUCUGCAGAAUAUGGCCAGGAAUCUGACAUACUGACCCUCACUGGCGGCCUGAACUGGUCAGGGGGCAACACCUGCUUCCAGGCCAAGCAGACGCAAGAGAGGUCGGCACAAAACAGGAUACAAGCAUCAGUCCAGCUGCGGUGGGCCGGCCAUGGGGCGUCACAGCUCCCUCCUGGGCAGGCGACUGAACAGCUGCUUGGACACGCAAGGAGGGACUCGCGGGCGGUGGCGCAGCUUCGUCGGCUGCGUGGCCGGAGGCAUCUUCCUGGCCGCCUGCCUGCUGGACAUCGUCCCUGACUCCCUGUCUGACAUGCGGGAGGAGCUGCGGAGCCAGCGGAUCACGGUGGACUUUCCCUUUCCUGAAUUCGUCCUGACUCUUGGCUUCCUGCUGGUUCUCAUAAUCGAGCACGUGGUCCUGGACUGCAGUGAGCGGAGGGCAGGGGAGGCCACCCCCCUCCUCCCCUGUGGGGAGGCCACCCCUCAGCCAGCAGGCACUGGUGAGUGGGUGGUAGAGACAGGUGUGCCCCACUUGCCUGCAGACUUCCGGGCCCACUCGUCCUUCCGCUCCUUUGUCCUCUUCCUGUCUCUGUCGGUGCACUCGCUGUUCGAGGGCCUGGCUGUGGGGCUGCAGGACACGGAGUCCAAGGUGCUGCAGAUCUGCAUUGCCAUCCUGGUGCACAAGAGCGUGAUUGCUGUCAGCCUCUCCCUCCUGCUGCUCCAGAGCCAGGUCCCCACCCGCUGGUUUGUGGCUUUGAUUGGCACCUUCACCCUCAUGUCUCCCCUUGGCAUCACAGUGGGGAUUGUGAUGAUGCAGAACCCGGGCCCCAGCAGCACCAUGGCCCAGUGCCUGCUGGAAGGGAUCGCUGCAGGGACCUUCGUCUAUAUCACCUUCCUCGAGAUCCUGCCUCACGAACUGAGCUCCCCAACGUGCCGCCUGCCCAAAGUGCUCUCCAUGCUGCUGGGCUUCUCAGUCAUGGCUGCCUUGCGCUUCCUGGGCUGACGCCAUUGGCCCUGCUUGGGCAGCUGCUGGCUGCGCUCACAUGUACUGAGGCAGACACUAGCCUGGGAAACUGUCAGCUGCAGGUUCAGCCCCUGCUACCAGAGUGUCUCCUAGAGAUGGACUGGGAUGACCUUUGGGGGUGGGUUCAGGGCAGCCUGGUUUUUGCUCUGAAGACACAGUAGGGCCUGGAUUAAUAGCCUAGCAGUAUGCUGUUCAUGAGCAGAAUGCCUGCACUCGGGCCAGCAGGUGAGGCAAGCGUGUAAAUGCCUGAUCACCGUCACUCACAUUGUGGUGAUGAGGGGUGUUCACAAAGCAGCCCCCCAUUUUAUCCUUUUAAACGUCUAUCAGACUGAUUUUACAAGUGGAAAUUGUGUGGCAUGUAUUAAAGACUCUGCUGUGCCCAGGAAAGCCAGUUCCCUCUACUCCCUGCUGGGGGAGGUCUGGGUUCUGGCAGGAGAUGGGCUCCAGGGGGUGUGCCCGUUGUGUGUGUGGGGGGGGGGGGUGCAUCUCCAUCGCACGGGAAAGGCAGCGCUGAUCCUGUGAGAUGUCUUUGAGUGUGGUGGCUGGGCAGGGCCAGAGCCAGCCCUGAAACUGCUGCCCCAGCCUGGAGCGGAGCGCAGGGAGCAGGGGCCUGGCGCCGAGGGAGGGCAGGACAAUGCUCUGCACUGGCCCUGGGAGCCGGGGAACAGCCCUGUCUCGGGCCAGGCUUGCUUGGUGCUGCAGUGCCCUCUGGUGAGCAAUGGAGAGUGAAGUCUUGGCUCCUUGCAGCCUUAGGAGGAGGCAGGCUCGGCUGUGGACCUGAGUGGCAGGGGCUGCUCAUCAGCCAGAGGAGGAGAUGCUGCCCCCAGGCAACCACUGGUGGCGCUGGGCAGGACCCAGGGUCACAGCCCAGGUACCGCGGGGAAUGCGAUGCACAGGGUGUUUGCUGAGACAAGCCUGGUCUCUGGCUGAAGAAUCAAUCUGUGUGUUCCUGUGAGCUGGGCCUUAUCCCUGUUCUAUAGAUGGGGGAGACGUGCCUGUGAUAUCGCAGCCUGUCCUGGAGGAACUGGGAACAGAGCCCCCCCGUUCCCAGUCUAGCAGUGCUGACCUCUAGCACGUGCCUCUUUACUCCCCUGAUGCUAGCAGACGGGGGAGGCACCAGUAAUGGAUGGCCCCAAAGGAACUGCUGCCGUGGGCAAGAGCAGAUGGGAAUCCUGUAAACUACAUGGAGGUGCUCAGCUCUAUAAAGAAUCCAGGCGCUGCUAUCGGUUCCCUGCCUGCCGCUGCUGGCCACUUCCUGCAGAGAGCCGAGGGGAAGCACUCCCCACCCUCCCCUCAGCACAGGCCAGGCAAGGCCUGCAGCUUGGAGGCUGGUUCUUGAGUUGCCUCAGACCCAGCCUGCUUGUUGGAGAAGGUCAGAUGCUCCAGCAUGCCAACCAUGGUGCAGUUAGCCUGCAUCCGCACCCCAAGGGAACAGGGGAGGCAGGCUUGUGGGGCCCUUGUGCUGUGCAGUGGAGCGGGGGCAGCCACAGCUAGAGGGAAGGGAAUAGAGGGCUGAACCCUGGAGAGGAAGGCUGAAUCAGCUGUUUAAUGAGCACAUGCUGCUAAAAGUACAAGGGUCAGCUACUUCCUGUUUAAUCUAGCCCAGGUCUUAAGACGGCCUCUAAGGCCAGCUGCCUUGAGCCUGCAGCAGGAUUGGUGUGGGGAUUG